AUGACCCCAAAUCCAGAGCAAAGGCGCCGACAAGAGUGCAUCAAAUUCCAACCUACCAAGCCCUACACUCGAGAAAGGCUAGAGCAAGCAAUCCGCGUCUUUGGAAGGCACAAACCCGUCGCAACGCGUAAGCAGUCAUAUGCAAUCGGGGAUUUCGCUGCCUGUUACAAUCUCCGAAAACGAAAUGCAUCUCAAUUGAGAGAGAUUGACAUGGAUAUACCGGAUGACGACGAAAACGAUGACAAUUACGAACCCAGCACACCUCGUACUCGGAGAAGGAGGGCUAUACAACCCCAGUCAUCGACACCUGUUGAACCAGCACCAGCGUCGCGCAUAGUCAAGCUUUCGUUCUCAUCGGUACGUGGCAAGUCUUUGCUACUACAGCUGAAGCAUGCAGAUGUUUUCCGGGAUUUCGUGGAUAGUGACGACGAUGAAAUAGCCGAUGCUCCUUCUAGUACCAAAAACGAUUCAAAAGAUACCGCUCAAGAAGAUGUAUCCAUGGAAGACUCGGAGGGAAUCGAGCGAAUAAUUAUCACAGCUUUUGCUCAUCCCAUUGAUUGCGAACUCGGCAAUAAUUGCGGCUCUCCAUGCGAUUUCUGCACAGACUUCACAUUCGGAAUGUUCGGUCUUGGAAUUAAGACCGUGUCAGUGAUCGACCAUGUAACUUGGUUCGAGGAACUCUGUGGCGGCCAUCGCGACGACGGACAGGAGCCCACAAGAAUGUGUAACGUGUGCGCACUUACACGAUUGCACAUCAUGAACUGCGGCGGUCAUCAAGUAACAGCCAUCCCAAACUAUGAUCCAUACACAUUCAACAUCCAAACCGCAUUCAACAGUCUGGGUGGACGUAGGCUUCGAGGCCGACGCCAUCAAAUCAACGAAUGGUGCUCGUUCUGCAUCAAUCCCGCAUUCUUCCGCUGUUCAACGACCCAGAUCAUCGAUAUAUUCGCAAACGACAUUGAGGAUCCGUCGUCACCAGAAGCCCAGGGCUGUGGGCUGCGUCUUUGUCAGGGCUGCAAAGAUCUCAUGGAUGAGCAUCGGAACGAUUUCGAUCGAGUCAUUGCGGCACUACCUGGUGCGACGGAGAAGAGAGCUGAUGCCGAGUUUUUGGUUAAUGGGAGUGAUCUAAACAGAUAUUUUAGCGAGUGA
Messenger RNA from Talaromyces amestolkiae, 1149 nucleotides. RefSeq lists its product as uncharacterized. The transcript has a single exon. NCBI's taxonomy places the organism in Eukaryota, Fungi, Ascomycota, Eurotiomycetes, Eurotiales, Trichocomaceae. Bases 1 to 1149 code for a protein of 382 amino acids. The record is from RefSeq and is a predicted model, not a curated record.